Molecule: messenger RNA, 1005 nt
Organism: Adineta ricciae
Lineage: Eukaryota; Metazoa; Rotifera; Eurotatoria; Adinetida; Adinetidae
Source: the annotation of a GenBank genome assembly
AUGUUCAAGAUUGAAGAAUUAUACGCAGUAGAAGAUGAACGAUGUUGUGAUCAAUCCAAGGACAUCAAUAUUCUUUUACUGGGUCGAGCGGGAACUGAAAAAUCGACAUUUAUCAAUGGUUUACUGAAUUAUAUUUGUAAUGAUACGUUAACACAAGCAGUUCAAGACGAACUUCAAGUUGCGAUUCCAUCAACAUUUUCCUAUACGGAUGAUGACGCGAAAAUAAGAGUGCAAGUGACAAUAUCAUCUUCGUUUUUAACAAUGUCCGAUCGAUAUUUUUCAAGCCGGACAGCACAACAUCAAGCUGAGUACCAUGUUGAAGUUCCAUUCUCAACGACAAACACACUUCAAGUUAUGAACAAAGUUGGAGAAUAUGCAAAACUUAUGAGCUACGUGGCCACACGUCCACUCCGUGUGAUCAGGGAUACACUUACACUGAAUGAAGCUGAACAACUGAUUCGAAAACUAACGCGACCUAUCGCUGAAACAGCUAAACUUAUCGAAUACAAUAUUCAACUUGCUCGACAACAUAGAGAAAAUGUUCGACGAAAUCCCGACGAAGCGCGACAAGAUGUGCGCCAAAAUGAUUUAUUGUCGUGGAUAACCAGAGAGUCGUUGAAUAUAUCUCUAAAUGUCGCGAACGAUGCUUUCUCAAUGGCGUUGUUUCAAGCAACAAUUCGAGAUUCGAGAAUGAGCGAAUGUGACGUCAUGCAUUAUGAGGCUGGCCUCUAUUUAAAAUGCGGCAGUUCUUGGAAAAAACAUCAACAUAUAACUUACGAAUAUCAGACAACUGUGACACGACUUCAAGGAAAAUUUACAUUAGAAGAAAUCGGGCGACGAAUUAAUGAUUUGCGGAACGAAAAACUAGCCAAGUCUCUUCAUGCGAAUGCUAUUCUUCCACUAAAUGACGAAAUCAUCGAAUAUUUAAAACAUUUUAUUCGUGAGGAACAAAUGAAACGAAACCAUCCUGUUGUUCAGGGUCUUGCGGAAAUGAUGGAGAGUUAA